Messenger RNA from Hylaeus volcanicus, 1753 nucleotides. RefSeq lists its product as uncharacterized. Bases 547 to 1500 code for a protein of 317 amino acids. The record is from RefSeq and is a predicted model, not a curated record. NCBI's taxonomy places the organism in Eukaryota, Metazoa, Arthropoda, Insecta, Hymenoptera, Colletidae. The transcript has 7 exons.
AAGAAAAAGUUUAGUCUAUUUUUAGAGUAGACUAAGAAAAAGUUUAGUCUAUUUUUAAAGUAGAGUAAGAAAAAGUUUAGUGUAUUUUUAGAGUAGAGUAAGAAAAAGUUUAGUCUACGUUAAGAUGAUUUGAAGAGUAAGACGUGAGAAGAUGAAGGGUAUGGGAAGGUGACUAUAAAAGAACACAAGGGGUGGGGGAAAGGCACGCUAGGAGUACGACAAGUAUGAAAAACGUGUGCUUUAUGAGGAUUGGAUGUCGACGCUUAGGGUAUAGGAAGGUUGAUAGAAGCAUAUGAAAGAAAAUUGUUUGUGUGAAAAAAACGGAUGGAACAUUUCUUCUGGUUAAGCGUUUUUUAUUUGAUUCCCUUUAACAGUUAUUUUCAAUACAGAACAGAAUACUUUUUUUUUUUGUACGAAAAGGCGAUACAAAGAUGUUUAACGGGAAAAAAAAAAAGUUUCAUGAGUGGUAGUUUCAAAUGAAAAACAACGUUACAGACUCAUUCGUUUACGACAAGUGCUGCAUGCCGAAAAUGACCUCAUGCAACGAUGUUGUCUUUGAGUGACGUCAUUCUUAAAAAACGUGCUUUAAAGGUGUUUCAAUUGUGUCACAUGUGCCAGGCUUUGGAGUCGAUCGACUCAACAAGUAAUGAAAUAACAGACAAAUUUUUUGUAGAAAGUACAUUAGUGUCAGACGACGACUUGACCGACUUGGACAAAGUUCAAGAAGUGAAAGAUGAAUCUUCAUCAUGGAUUGCCUGUGUUGAUAGUUUUUCAUCCAUUGGUAUUGAAGGUUCAUUGAAGCCUUCCACCAAGUCAGCUGGAUCCAAACUGGUUUUGGAAACACCAUCGGCCACUGUCAAGCGUCGCGCCUUAAUACGUCAACGUCAAAUGAAUAUUAAGCAUGUAUCACCUCGACCACAUGACGUAUGCUUUGAUUUUAGCGAGAUUCUGAAAGAAUUACAACAAAACGGCAAAGGAGCGUAUUUGGUCUUUUCCUCAGGAAAUAAUGGUUCUUUUUUUAUAGAAUGGAGUCAAACUUUUAUUACCAAUGCUCUCUUGUUUUGCAAACCAUCGUCGGAUUCGAAUAUUCCCUUAUAUAAAUAUUCUUCGCACGCAAAAGAAGAACUGGCUCGUGGAAUUUUCUCUUCAGCGAGUGAUUAUUGUUCAGCUUUUCUUUUAUAUGUUCGGCAUAUGAGAAACUAUAAUGCCUCUAUACAGUUAUUACCAGAAUACGCGAAACAAGCCGUUGAAUUACAGGAUAUGUUGGAUGCUGUUUCAUUAGGUUUUUAUCACAAAUCAUCCAUGCAGGUCCAUGUAUUAGAUACACAGCCUGAGAAAUGUUUAAAAACGUUGCAAGAGUACCAAGGCGCUAUAGCUGUUCGUGGAGAUAAGGCAUCUGCUCUAUUAAUUGAUCUAGCACAAAAAUCUUUAACAGAAAAUGUAUCUUUUUCAGUGUUUUUAUCCUUCGGUAGUGAAUAUGGGAUUACAAUGACCUUCUAAUGCCUACAGGAUGUUCGCCACACAAUUGCGUUCUUUGCAGAAAGAAAAAUAAAAUCUAUUUUUGUUAGCGUUUCUUUUCAUAGAUAAAAUUCUUGUGCGUGUGAAGAAAUAUUUCCGUUUUUUUUUUUUAAAUCAUCUUUUACAUGAUGUUUCAUUAAAGCAUCAACAAAGUUAACUGUAUUUUUUCUCUUGUUGCCUAGUGCACACUUGUGUGAAAUGUUAUGUAAAACGCAAAAGAUGGCAUUAAAACUCU